Molecule: messenger RNA, 1934 nt
Organism: Eurypyga helias (sunbittern)
Lineage: Eukaryota; Metazoa; Chordata; Aves; Eurypygiformes; Eurypygidae
Gene: NELFB
Product: negative elongation factor complex member B
Exons: 12
Biological process (GO): negative regulation of transcription elongation by RNA polymerase II
Cellular component (GO): NELF complex; nucleus
Source: RefSeq, a predicted model, not a curated record
UGGCAGACCGAGAAUGGAGUGCUCCUGCCCUCGCUGCAGUCGGCCCUGCCCUUCCUGGACCUGCACGGCACCCCCCGGCUGGAGUUCCACCAGUCCGUGUUCGACGAGCUGCGGGAGAAGCUGCUGGAGAGGGUCUCGGCCAUCGCUUUGGAAGGGAAGGUUGAGGAGAGAUACAAGAAGCUGGAAGAUCUCCUAGAGAAGAGCUUUUCUCUGGUCAAGAUGCCUUCCAUACAGCCUGUGGUAAUGUGUGUCAUGAAGCACUUGCCCAAGGUUCCUGAGAAGAAGCUGAAGUUAGUAAUGGCUGAUAAGGAUUUGUAUAAAGCAUGUGCAGUGGAGGUGAAGCGCCAGAUCUGGCAGGAUAACCAGGCUCUGUUUGGUGAUGAGGUAUCUCCACUGCUGAAGCAAUAUAUCCUGGAGAAAGAAAACACUCUCUUCAGCAACGAUAUUUCUGUCUUGCACAAUUUCUUCAGUCCGUCUCCCAAAACAAGGCGUCAGGGAGAGGUGGUUCAGAAACUGACCCAGAUGAUUGGGAAGAACGUGAAGCUCUACGAUAUGGUGUUACAGUUUCUGAGGACCUUGUUCCUUCGGACAAGGAAUGUUCAUUACUGCACGCUACGGGCAGAGCUCCUGAUGUCGCUGCAUGACCUGGAAAUCAGUGAAAUCUGCACCGUUGACCCCUGUCAUAAGUUCACCUGGUGCCUUGAUGCUUGUAUUCGGGAGAAGUUUGUGGACAACAAGAGAGCUCGGGAGUUGCAAGGGUUUCUGGAUGGGGUGAAGAAGGGACAAGAACAAGUGUUGGGGGACUUAUCAAUGAUCUUGUGUGACCCUUUUGCCAUUAACACCUUAGCCUUGAGUACCAUAAGGCACCUCCAGGACCUGGUUGGGCAGGACACCUUACCCAGGGAAAGCCCGGAUCUGCUGCUGCUCCUUAGGAUGCUGUCUUUGGGACAGGGAGCCUGGGACAUGAUUGACAGUCAGGUCUUCAAGGAACCAAAACUGGAAGCCGAGCUGAUCACGAAGUUCUUGCCUAUGCUGAUGUCCUUUGUGGUGGAUGACCACACAUUCAAUGUAGAUCAGAAGCUGCCCUCGGAGGAGAAGGGGCCAAUUCCCUACCCCAGCACCAUUCCUGAAGCUUUCACCAAAUUCCUGCAGGAGAACAGACUAGCUUGUGAGGUUGGGCUCUAUUACGUCCUUCACAUCACGAAACAGAGGAACAAGAAUGCUUUCCUUCGGCUCCUGCCAGGACUAGUUGAGACGUUCAGUGACUUGGCCUUCAGUGAUAUUUUUCUGCAUCUGCUUACUGGUAACCUCACGUUGCUGGGUGAUGAAUAUGCGCUCGAGGAGUUCUGCCCCAGCCUCUUUGAUGGCUUCUUUCUCACUGCCUGCUCAAGAAAGGAGAAUGUACACAGACAUGUGCUAAGACUGCUGCUUCAUCUGCAUCACAAAGUGGCGCCUGCCAAAUUAGAGUCUCUCCAGAAGGCUUUGGAACCCACGAAGCAGAGUGGGGAAGCUGUGAAGGAGCUUUAUAACCAACUCACUGAGAAGCUGGAGCUUCGCAAGCCUAGUCCAGCCGAAGUGACCGAGACUCCCUCCAUGGAACUGCCCUUGCCCACUGUGCCCACGCCAGCCUCGCGCUGAGCUCUGUCUGCCGUGCAAGAGGGAGACACAAGAACUAACCUAGCACUCUGCAGCGUGGAGGCACUGUACUGCCUUCAAGUGUCUGUGCCUCCAGGGUGCAAACAAAAAGAGCCACUGACGCUCUUUCAGGAACACUGCAGUUUACCCAGCUCACUGGCUCGUGCUGGUUAGAAAACUCGGUAUGCAGAGCAUUGCAAAGGUUUACUUUUCUUAAAGGUAGCUGAGUGUCUUCUUGUAGAGCCACUUAAAAUCUGUCUGUAUGUUUUUUUUUUCAAAAAGAAAAUGCUUAUUUUUAA